This is a messenger RNA of Protopolystoma xenopodis, 1041 nucleotides long. NCBI's taxonomy places the organism in Eukaryota, Metazoa, Platyhelminthes, Monogenea, Polystomatidea, Polystomatidae. The record is from the annotation of a GenBank genome assembly.
CGAUUUUCAACCUCCACAAAUCCUGCAUCAACAUACCAUCCACCAGCUCUUCUAAUCCCCAGAUUGCCCCCUACACACCCCUUCACCCCUUCACCCCUUCACCCCUUCACCCCGUCAACUCUUUACCUCUUCACCCCUUCACCCCUUCAACCCUUCACCCCAUCGCAUCACCUCAUCACAGGCCAGUUUUAUCCGGUCUUGCCUCUCUCUUCCGCGCCCCACCAACCCAGACAGCCCAUGUCUGCUAGCUCGGGCCGUCUUAAUGACGCUUCAUCCCUUCAUGUCUCGUCGCUGGGGCAUGAAAGCCGGGGGUUGUCAGAGCCUGGCCGGUCCCCGUGCUUAGCAUUCUCUGCACCGGCGACCAUCCGCCCAGGCGUCGACAGCUAUCUCUCUCUCUCUCUCUCUCUCUCUCUCUCUUUCUCUGAUGACCCAUUUCUUCCUCUCAAUUUCUCUACUCUCAUGGCCCCCUUCCAAAUCGACACUCGCAGUCGUAUUACCGCCCUUUGUUCCUAUGACCUACAAGCCUACCAAAAUGGAAGACAUGACAAUUGUUGCCGUGACUUUGUGCCCCACUCCUUGUUCGGCUCGUUCGCCCUGUUCGCCCUGUUCGCCUCGUCUACUUGUUGCCAGGCCUACCAAGCGUCCAUCCAAUCUGCACUUCACAUUGCUUCAGUUCCCCCGCCAUUUGUCAUUCUCGACUCUUUUGCUGCCUUCUCGUUUUUUCGUCCAACUUUGCAUUUACUCUUCAAUUUCACACCCUGCCCCCUGUUAUCCGCUUUUUCGCCAAUUGUCGCCCUCAUUUCUCGCGGGCUCCGGCUUCAUCUGACCUCUACCGUCUAUCUCUCACUCAUCCACCCUUCUUCUCUCUCCUCCACCUCAUUCACCCUUAGGCCACGUCUUUGUCACCUUAUCAUCGAGUCUUUCGGUCGUUUGGCUGUUCGCUUGUUCGCUUGUUCGGUUCGGUUAUUCGGUCGUCUGGUCGUUGCAUGCGUAAACCCAAUCAUUCCGAGCGACACAAACGCCCCAUCUCCUCGUGACUGA